Molecule: messenger RNA, 26047 nt
Organism: Gorilla gorilla gorilla (western lowland gorilla)
Lineage: Eukaryota; Metazoa; Chordata; Mammalia; Primates; Hominidae
Gene: NEB
Product: nebulin
Exons: 179
Coding region: 1-25632 (8543 amino acids)
Biological process (GO): cardiac muscle thin filament assembly
Cellular component (GO): Z disc
Molecular function (GO): actin filament binding
Source: RefSeq, a predicted model, not a curated record
AUGUUGAUCUGCAUAUCAAAUUUUCAGACAAUAACAAAAAUUUAUGAGACUACGACAACAAGGACAUCUGACUAUGAGCAAUCAGAAACUUCCAAACCAGCUCUGGCACAGCCAGCACUGGCACAACCAGCAUCAGCAAAGCCGGUGGAGAGGAGGAAGGUCAUCCGGAAGAAAGUGGACCCUUCAAAGUUCAUGACCCCCUACAUUGCACACAGUCAGAAAAUGCAGGAUCUUUUUAGCCCAAAUAAAUACAAGGAGAAGUUUGAGAAAACAAAAGGACAGCCAUACGCCAGCACAACAGAUACUCCAGAACUUCGCAGAAUCAAAAAAGCACAAGAUCAACUCAGUGAGGUUAAGUAUCGAAUGGAUGGUGAUGUUGCUAAGACUAUAUGUCACGUAGAUGAAAAAGCAAAGGAUAUUGAACAUGCAAAGAAAGUGUCGCAGCAAGUCAGUAAGGUUUUAUACAAGCAGAACUGGGAAGACACCAAGGAUAAGUACCUGCUUCCUCCUGAUGCCCCUGAACUUGUCCAGGCCGUUAAGAACACCGCCAUGUUCAGCAAGAAACUGUACACUGAAGACUGGGAAGCAGACAAAAGUUUGUUUUACCCCUACAAUGAUAGCCCGGAACUGAGGAGAGUUGCCCAGGCCCAGAAAGCUCUCAGUGAUGUUGCCUACAAAAAAGGUCUCGCUGAACAGCAAGCUCAAUUCACGCCUCUGGCCGAUCCUCCAGAUAUAGAAUUUGCCAAGAAAGUAACCAAUCAAGUGAGCAAGCAAAAAUACAAAGAAGACUAUGAAAAUAAAAUCAAAGGCAAAUGGAGUGAGACACCUUGCUUUGAAGUUGCAAACGCCAGAAUGAAUGCUGAUAACAUUAGCACAAGGAAAUACCAGGAAGAUUUUGAAAACAUGAAAGACCAGAUCUACUUCAUGCAGACCGAAACACCAGAGUAUAAAAUGAAUAAAAAAGCUGGUGUGGCAGCUAGCAAGGUAAAAUACAAAGAAGACUAUGAAAAGAAUAAAGGAAAAGCAGAUUAUAAUGUGCUUCCUGCUUCAGAGAACCCACUGCUUAGGCAGCUGAAGGCAGCAGGAGAUGCCCUAAGUGAUAAACUAUACAAGGAAAACUAUGAAAAGACAAAAGCAAAGAGCAUAAAUUACUGUGAGACCCCCAAAUUCAAGCUCGAUACUGUUCUGCAGAACUUCAGUAGUGAUAAAAAAUAUAAAGAUUCCUACUUAAAAGAUAUUUUGGGACAUUAUGUAGGCAGCUUCGAGGAUCCAUACCAUUCACACUGCAUGAAAGUCACAGCUCAAAACAGUGAUAAAAACUACAAAGCAGAAUAUGAAGAAGACAGAGGCAAAGGCUUCUUCCCUCAGACCAUAACUCAAGAAUAUGAAGCAAUUAAGAAACUAGAUCAGUGUAAAGAUCACACCUACAAAGUCCAUCCAGAUAAGACAAAAUUCACCCAAGUUACAGACUCUCCUGUUCUGCUACAAGCCCAAGUCAAUUCCAAACAACUGAGUGACUUAAAUUACAAAGCAAAACAUGAAAGUGAAAAGUUCAAGUGCCAUAUCCCCCCUGAUACUCCUGCUUUUAUCCAGCACAAAGUCAAUGCCUAUAACCUGAGUGAUAAUCUUUAUAAGCAAGACUGGGAGAAGAGCAAAGCCAAAAAGUUUGACAUUAAAGUGGACGCCAUUCCCCUGCUGGCAGCCAAAGCCAACACCAAGAACACCAGCGAUGUGAUGUACAAGAAAGACUAUGAAAAAAACAAAGGGAAAAUGAUUGGAGCCCUCAGCAUUAAUGACGAUCCCAAGAUGCUGCACUCCUUGAAGGUGGCCAAAAACCAGAGUGAUAGAUUAUACAAGGAAAACUAUGAGAAGACAAAGGCAAAGAGUAUGAAUUACUGUGAGACCCCAAAAUAUCAACUUGAUACUCAGCUGAAGAACUUCAGUGAGGCUAAAUAUAAAGACUUAUAUGUAAAGGAUGUUUUGGGACAUUAUGUAGGCAGCAUGGAGGACCCAUAUCACACACACUGCAUGAAAAUUGCAGCUCAAAACAGUGACAAAAGUUACAAAGCAGAAUAUGAAGAGGAUAAAGGAAAAUGCUAUUUCCCUCAGACAAUAACACAAGAAUAUGAAGCAAUCAAGAAGCUGGACCAGUGUAAAGAUCAUACCUACAAAGUUCAUCCAGAUAAGACCAAAUUCACGGCAGUCACUGAUUCUCCUGUACUGUUGCAAGCCCAGCUCAACACGAAACAGCUUAGUGAUCUGAAUUACAAAGCAAAACAUGAAGGUGAGAAGUUCAAGUGCCAUAUACCAGCAGAUGCUCCACAGUUUAUCCAACACAGAGUCAAUGCCUAUAAUCUGAGUGAUAAUGUUUAUAAGCAAGACUGGGAGAAGAGCAAAGCCAAGAAGUUUGACAUUAAAGUGGACGCCAUUCCCCUGCUGGCAGCCAAAGCCAACACCAAGAACACCAGCGAUGUGAUGUACAAGAAAGACUAUGAAAAGAGCAAAGGGAAAAUGAUUGGAGCCCUCAGCAUUAAUGACGAUCCCAAGAUGCUGCACUCCUUGAAGACAGCCAAAAACCAGAGUGAUCGCGAAUAUCGAAAAGAUUAUGAAAAGUCAAAAACUAUCUACACGGCACCCCUUGAUAUGCUCCAAGUCACUCAAGCUAAGAAAUCUCAGGCAAUUGCCAGCGACGUUGAUUAUAAGCACAUCUUACACAGUUACAGCUACCCCCCUGAUAGCAUCAAUGUGGACCUUGCCAAGAAGGCGUAUGCGCUACAGAGCGAUGUUGAAUACAAAGCUGACUACAAUAGCUGGAUGAAAGGUUGUGGCUGGGUGCCUUUUGGGUCCUUAGAAAUGGAAAAGGCAAAGCGAGCUUCAGACAUCCUCAAUGAGAAAAAAUAUCGCCAACAUCCAGACACACUCAAGUUUACCUCGAUUGAAGAUGCUCCAAUUACAGUACAGUCUAAAAUUAACCAGGCCCAGAGGAGUGAUAUCGCUUACAAAGCCAAAGGAGAGGAAAUUAUUCACAAAUACAACCUGCCACCAGACCUGCCCCAGUUCAUCCAGGCUAAAGUUAAUGCCUACAAUAUCAGUGAGAAUAUGUACAAAGCAGACUUGAAAGACUUGAGCAAGAAGGGAUAUGACCUGAGAACUGAUGCGAUUCCCAUCAGAGCUGCCAAAGCUGCCAGGCAGGCGGCGAGUGACGUUCAGUACAAAAAAGACUAUGAAAAGGCUAAAGGGAAAAUGGUUGGCUUCCAAAGUCUUCAAGAUGACCCUAAACUGGUUCAUUAUAUGAACGUGGCCAAGAUACAAUCAGAUCGGGAGUAUAAAAAAGACUAUGAGAAGACAAAGUCCAAAUACAACACGCCCCAUGAUAUGUUCAAUGUCGUGGCGGCUAAGAAAGCCCAGGAUGUGGUCAGCAACGUCAACUAUAAGCAUUCUCUCCAUCAUUACACCUACUUGCCUGACGCCAUGGACCUGGAGCUGUCUAAGAACAUGAUGCAGAUACAGAGUGAUAACGUCUAUAAGGAAGACUACAACAACUGGAUGAAAGGCAUUGGCUGGGUUCCUAUUGGCAGUCUCGACGUCGAAAAAGUUAAAAAGGCCGGUGAUGCUCUGAAUGAAAAGAAGUACAGGCAACAUCCAGACACCCUCAAAUUUACCAGCAUCGUGGACUCCCCAGUUAUGGUCCAGGCAAAACAGAACACAAAGCAAGUCAGUGAUAUCUUAUACAAGGCUAAAGGAGAAGAUGUGAAACAUAAAUACACCAUGAGUCCUGAUCUUCCUCAGUUUCUCCAGGCCAAGUGCAAUGCUUACAAUAUAAGUGACGUCUGUUAUAAACGGGAUUGGCAUGACUUAAUAGCCAAGGGCAACAAUGUGCUGGGUGAUGCUAUUCCCAUCACUGCAGCCAAGGCAUCGAGAAACAUUGCCAGUGAUUAUAAAUACAAGGAAGCUUAUCAGAAGUCAAAGGGAAAGCAUGUGGGUUUCAGAAGCCUCCAGGAUGAUCCCAAGCUGGUCCACUAUAUGAAUGUGGCAAAGCUGCAGUCUGAUCGUGAAUACAAGAAGAACUAUGAGAACACCAAAACCAGCUACCACACCCCUGGGGACAUGGUUAGCAUCACAGCUGCAAAGAUGGCCCAGGAUGUCGCUACCAAUGUCAACUACAAACAGCCAUUGCAUCAUUACACAUACCUACCUGACGCCAUGAGUCUUGAGCAUACGAGGAAUGUCAAUCAAAUUCAGAGUGAUAAUGUGUAUAAAGACGAGUAUAACAGCUUCUUGAAGGGCAUCGGAUGGAUCCCUAUUGGUUCCCUGGAGGUGGAGAAGGUCAAGAAAGCAGGCGAUGCAUUAAAUGAGAGGAAGUAUCGACAGCACCCAGAUACCAUCAAGUUCACAAGUGUGCCUGAUUCCAUGGGCAUGGUGUUGGCUCAGCAUAACACAAAGCAGCUAAGUGAUUUGAACUACAAGGUGGAGGGAGAGAAACUGAAGCACAAGUAUACUAUUGACCCUGAAUUGCCUCAGUUUAUUCAAGCCAAAGUCAACGCCCUCAACAUGAGUGAUGCUCAUUACAAAGCAGAUUGGAAGAAAACCAUUGCCAAGGGCUAUGAUUUGAGACCAGAUGCUAUCCCAAUUGUUGCUGCAAAAAGUUCAAGGAAUAUUGCUAGUGAUUGCAAAUAUAAGGAGGCCUACAAGAAAGCCAAAGGCAAGCAAGUUGGAUUUCUCAGUCUUCAGGAUGAUCCUAAACUGGUUCACUACAUGAAUGUGGCCAAAAUCCAGUCUGAUCGUGAGUACAAAAAGGGCUAUGAAGCCAGCAAGACCAAGUACCACACACCUCUGGAUAUGGUCAGUGUGACAGCUGCAAAGAAAUCUCAGGAGGUUGCCACCAACGCCAACUACAGACAGUCAUACCACCACUACACUCUCCUGCCCGAUGCCUUGAAUGUGGAGCACUCCAGGAAUGCCAUGCAGAUUCAGAGCGAUAAUCUGUACAAAUCUGACUUCACCAAUUGGAUGAAAGGGAUCGGCUGGGUGCCCAUAGAGUCCCUGGAGGUGGCGAAGGCAAAGAAAGCAGGAGAGAUUCUUAGUGAGAAGAAGUAUCGCCAGCACCCCGAGAAGCUGAAGUUCACGUACGCCAUGGACACAAUGGAACAGGCACUUAACAAGAGUAACAAACUGAACAUGGACAAGAGGCUCUACACUGAAAAAUGGAACAAGGACAAGACCACCAUUCAUGUCAUGCCUGACACACCGGAUAUUUUACUCUCCAGAGUAAACCAAAUCACUAUGAGUGAUAAACUGUACAAAGCUGGCUGGGAAGAAGAAAAGAAGAAAGGAUAUGACCUGAGGCCUGAUGCCAUUGCAAUAAAGGCUGCAAGAGCCUCUAGAGACAUUGCCAGUGAUUACAAAUACAAGAAAGCCUAUGAACAAGCCAAAGGGAAACACAUUGGCUUCCGGAGCCUGGAAGAUGACCCCAAGCUGGUGCACUUCAUGCAAGUGGCCAAGAUGCAGUCAGACCGGGAAUACAAGAAGGGAUAUGAGAAAUCCAAGACCUCCUUCCACACCCCGGUGGACAUGCUCAGUGUGGUGGCAGCCAAGAAGUCUCAGGAAGUGGCCACCAAUGCCAACUACAGGAACGUGAUCCAUACCUACAACAUGCUUCCUGAUGCCAUGAGCUUUGAAUUGGCCAAAAAUAUGAUGCAGAUUCAGAGUGAUAAUCAGUACAAGGCUGACUAUGCUGACUUCAUGAAGGGCAUUGGAUGGCUCCCUCUGGGCUCCCUGGAAGCAGAGAAAAACAAGAAAGCCAUGGAGAUUAUUAGUGAAAAGAAGUACCGCCAGCACCCAGACACUUUGAAGUAUUCCACAUUGAUGGACUCGAUGAACAUGGUUUUGGCCCAGAAUAAUGCAAAAAUUAUGAACGAACAUCUCUACAAACAAGCAUGGGAGGCUGACAAAACCAAAGUCCACAUCAUGCCUGAUAUCCCCCAGAUUAUUUUGGCAAAGGCAAAUGCAAUUAAUAUGAGUGAUAAACUCUACAAACAUUCCUUGGAAGAGUCUAAAAAGAAAGGCUAUGAUCUCAGACCUGAUGCAAUUCCUAUCAAAGCUGCCAAGGCUUCCAGAGAUAUUGCAAGUGACUAUAAAUACAAGUACAAUUAUGAAAAAGGGAAGGGGAAAAUGGUUGGUUUCCGCAGUCUCGAGGAUGAUCCCAAAUUAGUCCAUUCCAUGCAAGUGGCUAAGAUGCAAUCUGAUCGGGAGUACAAGAAAAACUAUGAGAACACAAAGACCAGCUACCACACCCCUGCCGACAUGCUCAGUGUCACGGCUGCCAAGGAUGCCCAAGCCAACAUCACCAACACUAACUACAAGCACCUGAUUCACAAGUACAUCCUCCUUCCAGAUGCAAUGAACAUAGAGCUGACCAGGAAUAUGAAUCGCAUACAGAGUGAUAAUGAAUAUAAGCAAGAUUACAAUGAAUGGUACAAAGGGCUUGGCUGGAGUCCAGCAGGUUCUCUGGAAGUGGAGAAGGCCAAGAAAGCAACUGAAUAUGCCAGUGAUCAGAAAUACCGCCAGCACCCGAGCAACUUCCAGUUUAAGAAGCUGACUGAUUCCAUGGACAUGGUGCUUGCCAAGCAGAAUGCACAUACCAUGAACAAGCAUUUAUACACCAUUGAUUGGAAUAAAGAUAAGACCAAGAUUCAUGUGAUGCCUGAUACACCAGAUAUUUUACAAGCCAAGCAGAAUCAAACACUGUAUAGUCAGAAACUCUAUAAACUUGGAUGGGAAGAAGCUUUGAAGAAAGGCUAUGAUCUCCCAGUUGAUGCAAUUUCUGUACAGCUAGCUAAAGCUUCAAGAGACAUUGCUAGUGAUUAUAAAUACAAACAAGGCUACCGAAAGCAACUUGGCCACCAUGUUGGAUUCCGGAGUCUGCGAGAUGACCCAAAACUUGUGUUGUCCAUGAAUGUAGCCAAAAUGCAGAGUGAAAGAGAAUACAAGAAGGACUUUGAGAAGUGGAAAACUAAGUUCUCCAGCCCAGUGGACAUGUUGGGAGUGGUACUGGCCAAGAAGUGUCAGGAGUUGGUUAGUGACGUGGACUACAAGAACUACCUGCAUCAGUGGACAUGUCUGCCUGAUCAGAACGAUGUUGUGCAAGCUAAGAAAGUUUAUGAACUGCAAAGUGAGAAUCUAUAUAAAUCUGACCUUGAGUGGCUGAGAGGCAUAGGAUGGAGUCCCUUGGGUUCUUUAGAGGCAGAAAAGAACAAGCGGGCUUCGGAAAUCAUCAGUGAGAAGAAAUAUCGUCAGCCUCCAGACAGAAACAAGUUCACCAGCAUUCCUGAUGCCAUGGAUAUAGUUCUGGCAAAGACAAAUGCCAAAAAUAGGAGUGAUAGACUUUAUAGAGAAGCUUGGGACAAAGACAAGACUCAGAUCCACAUCAUGCCUGAUACACCUGACAUUGUUCUGGCUAAAGCAAACUUAAUCAACACAAGUGAUAAACUCUACCGAAUGGGUUAUGAGGAGCUGAAGAGAAAAGGUUAUGAUCUUCCUGUUGAUGCCAUACCAAUCAAAGCAGCAAAAGCCUCCCGGGAAAUUGCCAGUGAAUACAAGUACAAGGAAGGCUUUCGCAAGCAGCUCGGCCACCACAUUGGAGCCCGGAACAUUGAAGAUGACCCCAAGAUGAUGUGGUCCAUGCAUGUGGCCAAGAUCCAGAGUGACAGGGAGUACAAGAAGGACUUUGAGAAGUGGAAGACCAAGUUCAGCAGCCCAGUGGACAUGCUGGGGGUGGUGUUGGCCAAGAAGUGCCAGACCUUAGUCAGCGACGUGGACUACAAGAACUACCUGCACCAGUGGACAUGCCUGCCCGACCAGAGCGAUGUCAUCCAUGCUCGGCAGGCCUAUGACCUCCAGAGCGAUAAUUUGUACAAGUCAGACCUUCAGUGGCUAAAAGGCAUUGGCUGGAUGACUAGUGGUUCUCUCGAGGAUGAGAAAAAUAAACGAGCCACCCAGAUUUUGAGUGACCAUGUUUACCGUCAGCACCCAGAUCAAUUUAAGUUUUCCAGCCUUAUGGAUUCCAUACCAAUGGUUUUGGCAAAAAACAAUGCUAUUACCAUGAAUCAUCGCCUCUAUACAGAAGCUUGGGAUAAAGAUAAAACCACUGUCCACAUUAUGCCAGACACCCCUGAAGUUUUAUUAGCUAAACAAAACAAAGCAAAUUACAGUGAGAAAUUGUAUAAGCUUGGCCUAGAAGAAGCCAAGAGGAAAGGUUAUGAUAUGCGGGUAGAUGCCAUUCCUAUCAAGGCAGCCAAGGCCUCCAGAGAUAUUGCAAGUGAAUUCAAGUACAAAGAAGGCUAUCGUAAGCAGCUCGGCCACCACAUUGGUGCCCGAGCUAUACGUGAUGACCCCAAGAUGAUGUGGUCCAUGCACGUGGCCAAGAUCCAGAGUGACAGGGAGUACAAGAAGGACUUUGAGACGUGGAAGACCAAGUUCAGCAGCCCAGUAGACAUGCUGGGGGUGGUGCUGGCCAAGAAGUGCCAGACCUUAGUCAGCGAUGUGGACUACAAGAACUACCUGCACCAGUGGACAUGCCUGCCUGACCAGAGCGACGUCAUCCAUGCUCGGCAGGCCUAUGACCUCCAGAGCGAUAAUAUGUACAAGUCUGAUCUCCAGUGGAUGAGAGGCAUCGGCUGGGUGCCCAUUGGCUCUUUGGAUGUGGAAAAAUGCAAAAGGGCAACUGAAAUUUUGAGUGAUAAAAUCUAUCGCCAGCCUCCAGACAGAUUCAAAUUUACCAGUGUGACUGACUCUCUGGAACAAGUGUUGGCCAAAAAUAAUGCCAUCACUAUGAACAAGCGUUUAUACACAGAAGCCUGGGACAAAGACAAGGCUCAGAUCCACAUAAUGCCAGACACACCAGAAAUUAUGUUGGCAAGAAUGAACAAAAUCAACUACAGUGAGAGUCUGUACAAACUCGCUAAUGAAGAAGCAAAGAAGAAAGGCUAUGACUUGCGAAGCGACGCCAUCCCCAUCGUGGCGGCCAAGGCCUCCAGGGACAUCAUCAGUGACUACAAAUAUAAAGAUGGUUACCGCAAGCAACUUGGCCACCAUAUUGGAGCCCGGAACAUUGAAGAUGACCCCAAGAUGAUGUGGUCCAUGCACGUAGCCAAGAUCCAGAGUGACAGGGAGUACAAAAAGGACUUUGAGAAGUGGAAGACCAAGUUCAGCAGCCCAGUGGACAUGCUGGGGGUGGUGCUGGCCAAGAAGUGCCAGACCUUAGUCAGUGACGUGGACUAUAAGAACUACCUGCACGAGUGGACAUGCCUGCCUGACCAGAGUGAUGUCAUCCAUGCUCGGCAGGCCUAUGACCUGCAGAGUGACAAUAUUUACAAGUCAGAUCUCCAGUGGCUGAGAGGCAUUGGCUGGGUCCCCAUUGGGUCUAUGGAUGUGGUCAAGUGCAAGAGAGCUGCCGAAAUACUGAGUGAUAACAUCUACCGCCAGCCUCCGGACAAGCUGAAAUUUACCAGUGUGACUGAUUCUCUAGAGCAGGUGCUGGCCAAGAACAAUGCUCUCAACAUGAAUAAGCGUUUAUACACAGAGGCCUGGGACAAAGACAAGACUCAAAUUCACAUAAUGCCUGAUACACCAGAGAUUACGUUGGCAAGGCAGAACAAAAUCAACUACAGUGAGACUCUAUACAAACUUGCCAAUGAAGAAGCAAAAAAGAAAGGCUACGACUUGCGAAGUGAUGCCAUCCCCAUCGUGGCUGCCAAGGCCUCCAGGGACAUUAUCAGUGAUUACAAAUACAAAGAUGGUUACCGCAAGCAGCUCGGCCACCACAUUGGAGCCCGGAACAUUGAAGAUGACCCCAAGAUGAUGUGGUCCAUGCAUGUGGCCAAGAUCCAGAGUGACAGGGAGUAUAAGAAGGACUUUGAGAAGUGGAAGACCAAGUUCAGCAGCCCAGUGGACAUGCUGGGGGUGGUGUUGGCCAAGAAGUGCCAGACCUUAGUCAGUGACGUGGACUACAAGAACUACCUGCACGAGUGGACGUGCCUGCCCGACCAGAAUGAUGUCAUCCAUGCUCGGCAGGCCUAUGACCUCCAGAGCGAUAACAUUUACAAAUCUGAUCUCCAGUGGCUGAGAGGCAUUGGCUGGGUCCCCAUUGGGUCUAUGGAUGUGGUCAAGUGCAAGAGAGCUGCUGAAAUACUGAGUGAUAACAUCUACCGCCAGCCUCCGGACAAGCUGAAAUUUACCAGUGUGACUGACUCUCUAGAGCAGGUGCUGGCCAAGAACAAUGCUCUCAAUAUGAACAAGCGCUUAUACACAGAAGCCUGGGACAAAGACAAGACCCAAGUCCAUAUUAUGCCUGAUACACCUGAAAUCAUGUUGGCAAGACAAAAUAAAAUAAAUUAUAGUGAGAGCCUCUAUCGUCAGGCCAUGGAAGAAGCCAAGAAAGAAGGCUAUGACUUGAGAAGUGAUGCCAUUCCCAUUGUGGCUGCCAAGGCCUCUCGGGAUAUUGCCAGUGAUUACAAAUACAAAGAAGCAUAUCGUAAACAGUUGGGUCACCACAUUGGCGCCCGAGCAGUACACGAUGACCCCAAGAUAAUGUGGUCCCUCCACAUUGCCAAAGUGCAGAGUGACCGUGAGUACAAGAAAGAUUUUGAGAAAUACAAGACAAGGUACAGCAGCCCAGUGGACAUGCUUGGUAUCGUUUUGGCCAAGAAGUGUCAGACCUUGGUCAGUGAUGUGGACUACAAACAUCCUCUGCAUGAAUGGAUCUGCCUGCCCGACCAGAAUGACAUCAUUCAUGCACGGAAAGCCUAUGACCUCCAGAGUGACAAUUUGUAUAAGUCAGACCUUGAAUGGAUGAAAGGCAUUGGCUGGGUUCCGAUUGAUUCUUUGGAAGUUGUUAGGGCCAAGAGAGCUGGAGAAUUACUUAGUGAUACUAUCUACCGUCAGCGUCCAGAAACGCUGAAAUUUACCAGUAUAACGGACACUCCGGAGCAGGUGCUGGCAAAAAACAAUGCUUUAAACAUGAAUAAGCGCUUAUAUACUGAAGCCUGGGACAAUGACAAGAAAACUAUUCAUGUCAUGCCUGAUACACCAGAAAUCAUGUUAGCCAAACUCAACCGAAUAAACUACAGUGAUAAACUCUAUAAACUUGCUUUGGAAGAGUCCAAGAAGGAAGGCUAUGACUUGCGUCUGGAUGCCAUUCCAAUCCAAGCAGCCAAGGCUUCAAGAGAUAUUGCUAGUGAUUACAAGUACAAGGAAGGCUACCGCAAACAGCUUGGCCACCAUAUUGGGGCCCGGAACAUUAAGGAUGACCCGAAGAUGAUGUGGUCCAUCCAUGCAGCCAAGAUCCAGAGUGACAGGGAGUACAAGAAGGAGUUUGAGAAGUGGAAGACCAAGUUCAGCAGCCCAGUGGACAUGCUGGGGGUGGUGCUGGCCAAGAAGUGUCAGAUCCUUGUAAGCGACAUAGACUACAAGCAUCCCCUGCAUGAAUGGACCUGCCUGCCUGAUCAGAAUGACGUCAUUCAGGCUCGGAAGGCCUAUGACCUGCAGAGUGAUGCUAUUUACAAAUCUGAUCUUGAGUGGCUGAGAGGCAUAGGAUGGGUUCCCAUUGGCUCUGUAGAGGUCGAGAAAGUGAAGAGAGCUGGAGAAAUCCUGAGUGACAGGAAGUAUCGCCAGCCUGCAGACCAGCUCAAAUUCACAUGCAUUACAGACACUCCGGAAAUUGUCCUAGCAAAGAAUAAUGCCCUGACAAUGAGCAAGCAUUUAUACACAGAAGCUUGGGAUGCUGACAAAACCUCCAUCCACGUGAUGCCAGACACCCCAGAUAUCCUGCUGGCCAAGAGUAAUUCUGCCAAUAUCAGCCAAAAACUUUACACCAAGGGAUGGGAUGAAUCAAAGAUGAAGGACUAUGAUCUGAGAGCAGAUGCUAUUUCCAUCAAAAGUGCCAAGGCCUCCAGGGACAUCGCCAGUGACUACAAAUACAAGGAAGCCUAUGAGAAACAGAAAGGCCACCACAUUGGAGCCCAGAGCAUUGAAGAUGAUCCCAAGAUUAUGUGUGCCAUACAUGCAGGAAAAAUUCAAAGUGAAAGGGAGUACAAGAAGGAAUUCCAAAAGUGGAAAACCAAGUUCUCUAGCCCAGUGGACAUGUUAAGCAUCUUGCUGGCCAAGAAAUGUCAGACUUUGGUCACUGACAUUGAUUAUCGCAACUACCUGCAUGAAUGGACAUGCAUGCCGGAUCAAAACGACAUUAUCCAAGCAAAGAAGGCCUAUGACCUGCAGAGUGAUAGUGUGUAUAAGGCAGACCUGGAGUGGCUGCGUGGCAUCGGCUGGAUGCCAGAAGGCUCAGUGGAAAUGAACAGAGUGAAGGUUGCUCAAGACCUCGUGAAUGAAAGACUCUAUAGGACACGUCCAGAAGCUUUGUCAUUCACCAGCAUUGUCGACACUCCAGAAGUUGUCUUGGCAAAAGCCAAUUCUCUGCAAAUAAGUGAGAAACUGUAUCAAGAAGCCUGGAAUAAAGAUAAAAGCAACAUCACCAUUCCUUCUGAUACUCCGGAGAUGCUGCAGGCCCACAUCAAUGCCUUGCAAAUCAGCAAUAAACUCUACCAAAAAGACUGGAAUGACGCUAAGCAGAAAGGCUAUGACAUAAGGGCAGAUGCCAUUGAAAUCAAGCACGCCAAGGCCUCCAGAGAAAUUGCCAGUGAGUACAAAUACAAAGAAGGUUACCGUAAGCAACUGGGCCACCACAUGGGUUUCCGCACCCUACAAGAUGACCCCAAGUCAGUAUGGGCUAUACAUGCUGCCAAGAUCCAGAGUGACAGAGAAUAUAAGAAAGCUUAUGAGAAGUCUAAAGGAAUUCACAACACACCGUUGGACAUGAUGUCAAUUGUUCAAGCCAAGAAAUGCCAGGUCCUAGUUAGUGACAUUGAUUAUCGCAAUUAUCUGCAUCAGUGGACGUGUCUGCCAGAUCAGAACGAUGUGAUCCAGGCCAAGAAAGCCUACGACCUGCAGAGCGAUAACUUGUACAAGUCAGACCUGGAAUGGCUGAAGGGUAUUGGAUGGUUGCCAGAGGGUUCUGUGGAAGUGAUGAGAGUGAAGAAUGCCCAGAAUCUCUUGAAUGAAAGGCUGUAUCGUAUAAAGCCUGAGGCCCUCAAAUUCACCAGCAUUGUUGACACCCCGGAAGUAAUCCAGGCAAAGAUCAAUGCUGUACAGAUCAGUGAGCCAUUGUAUCGCGAUGCCUGGGAGAAAGAGAAGGCUAAUGUGAAUGUGCCAGCUGACACUCCCCUGAUGCUGCAAUCCAAAAUCAAUGCUCUGCAGAUCAGCAAUAAACGCUAUCAGCAAGCUUGGGAAGAUGUCAAGAUGACUGGUUAUGACCUGCGAGCAGAUGCCAUUGGGAUCCAGCAUGCCAAGGCUUCCAGGGAUAUUGCCAGUGACUAUCUGUACAAAACUGCUUAUGAGAAACAGAAAGGCCAUUACAUUGGCUGUCGCAGUGCCAAGGAAGACCCUAAACUGGUUUGGGCAGCAAAUGUGUUGAAGAUGCAGAAUGACAGGCUGUACAAAAAGGCCUACAACGACCACAAAGCCAAGAUCUGCAUCCCCGCGGACAUGGUGUCCAUCAACGCUGCCAAAGAAGGUCAGGCACUGGCAAGUGAUGUGGACUAUCGCCAUUACCUGCACCACUGGUCUUGCUUUCCCGACCAGAAUGAUGUGAUCCAAGCCAGGAAAGCCUACGACCUACAGAGCGACAGUGUGUAUAAGGCAGACCUGGAGUGGCUGCGUGGCAUCGGCUGGAUGCCAGAAGGCUCAGUGGAAAUGAACAGAGUGAAGGUUGCUCAAGACCUCGUGAAUGAAAGACUCUAUAGGACACGUCCAGAAGCUUUGUCAUUCACCAGCAUUGUCGACACUCCAGAAGUUGUCUUGGCAAAAGCCAAUUCUCUGCAAAUAAGUGAGAAACUGUAUCAAGAAGCCUGGAAUAAAGAUAAAAGCAACAUCACCAUUCCUUCUGAUACUCCGGAGAUGCUGCAGGCCCACAUCAAUGCCUUGCAAAUCAGCAAUAAACUCUACCAAAAAGACUGGAAUGACGCUAAGCAGAAAGGCUAUGACAUAAGGGCAGAUGCCAUUGAAAUCAAGCACGCCAAGGCCUCCAGAGAAAUUGCCAGUGAGUACAAAUACAAAGAAGGUUACCGUAAGCAACUGGGCCACCACAUGGGUUUCCGCACCCUACAAGAUGACCCCAAGUCAGUAUGGGCUAUACAUGCUGCCAAGAUCCAGAGUGACAGAGAAUAUAAGAAAGCUUAUGAGAAGUCUAAAGGAAUUCACAACACACCGUUGGACAUGAUGUCAAUUGUUCAAGCCAAGAAAUGCCAGGUCCUGGUUAGUGACAUUGAUUAUCGCAAUUAUCUGCACCAGUGGACGUGUCUGCCAGAUCAGAACGACGUGAUCCAGGCCAAGAAAGCCUACGACCUGCAGAGCGAUAACUUGUACAAGUCAGACCUGGAAUGGCUGAAGGGUAUUGGAUGGUUGCCAGAGGGUUCUGUGGAAGUGAUGAGAGUGAAGAAUGCCCAGAAUCUCUUGAAUGAAAGGCUGUAUCGUAUAAAGCCUGAGGCCCUCAAAUUCACCAGCAUUGUUGACACCCCGGAAGUAAUCCAGGCAAAGAUCAAUGCUGUACAGAUCAGUGAGCCAUUGUAUCGCAAUGCCUGGGAGAAAGAGAAGGCUAAUGUGAACGUGCCAGCUGACACUCCCCUGAUGCUGCAAUCCAAAAUCAAUGCUCUGCAGAUCAGCAAUAAACGCUAUCAGCAAGCUUGGGAAGAUGUCAAGAUGACUGGUUAUGACCUGCGAGCAGAUGCCAUUGGGAUCCAGCAUGCCAAGGCUUCCAGGGAUAUUGCCAGUGAUUAUCUGUACAAAACUGCUUAUGAGAAACAGAAAGGCCAUUACAUUGGCUGUCGCAGUGCCAAGGAAGACCCUAAACUGGUUUGGGCAGCAAAUGUGUUGAAGAUGCAGAAUGACAGGCUGUACAAAAAGGCCUACAACGACCACAAAGCCAAGAUCUGCAUCCCCGCGGACAUGGUGUCCAUCAACGCUGCCAAAGAAGGUCAGGCACUGGCAAGUGAUGUGGACUAUCGCCAUUACCUGCACCACUGGUCUUGCUUUCCCGACCAGAAUGAUGUGAUCCAAGCCAGGAAAGCCUACGACCUACAGAGCGACAGUGUGUAUAAGGCAGACCUGGAGUGGCUGCGUGGCAUCGGCUGGAUGCCAGAAGGCUCAGUGGAAAUGAACAGAGUGAAGGUUGCUCAAGACCUCGUGAAUGAAAGACUCUAUAGGACACGUCCAGAAGCUUUGUCAUUCACCAGCAUUGUCGACACUCCAGAAGUUGUCUUGGCAAAAGCCAAUUCUCUGCAAAUAAGUGAGAAACUGUAUCAAGAAGCCUGGAAUAAAGAUAAAAGCAACAUCACCAUUCCUUCUGAUACUCCGGAGAUGCUGCAGGCCCACAUCAAUGCCUUGCAAAUCAGCAAUAAACUCUACCAAAAAGACUGGAAUGACGCUAAGCAGAAAGGCUAUGACAUAAGGGCAGAUGCCAUUGAAAUCAAGCACGCCAAGGCCUCCAGAGAAAUUGCCAGUGAGUACAAAUACAAAGAAGGUUACCGUAAGCAACUGGGCCACCACAUGGGUUUCCGCACCCUACAAGAUGACCCCAAGUCAGUAUGGGCUAUACAUGCUGCCAAGAUCCAGAGUGACAGAGAAUAUAAGAAAGCUUAUGAGAAGUCUAAAGGAAUUCACAACACACCGUUGGACAUGAUGUCAAUUGUUCAAGCCAAGAAAUGCCAGGUCCUGGUUAGUGACAUUGAUUAUCGCAAUUAUCUGCACCAGUGGACGUGUCUGCCAGAUCAGAACGACGUGAUCCAGGCCAAGAAAGCCUACGACCUGCAGAGCGAUAACUUGUACAAGUCAGACCUGGAAUGGCUGAAGGGUAUUGGAUGGUUGCCAGAGGGUUCUGUGGAAGUGAUGAGAGUGAAGAAUGCCCAGAAUCUCUUGAAUGAAAGGCUGUAUCGUAUAAAGCCUGAGGCCCUCAAAUUCACCAGCAUUGUUGACACCCCGGAAGUAAUCCAGGCAAAGAUCAAUGCUGUACAGAUCAGUGAGCCAUUGUAUCGCGAUGCCUGGGAGAAAGAGAAGGCUAAUGUGAAUGUGCCAGCUGACACUCCCCUGAUGCUGCAAUCCAAAAUCAAUGCUCUGCAGAUCAGCAAUAAACGCUAUCAGCAAGCUUGGGAAGAUGUCAAGAUGACUGGUUAUGACCUGCGAGCAGAUGCCAUUGGGAUCCAGCAUGCCAAGGCUUCCAGGGAUAUUGCCAGUGACUAUCUGUACAAAACUGCUUAUGAGAAACAGAAAGGCCAUUACAUUGGCUGUCGCAGUGCCAAGGAAGACCCUAAACUGGUUUGGGCAGCAAAUGUGUUGAAGAUGCAGAAUGACAGGCUGUACAAAAAGGCCUACAACGACCACAAAGCCAAGAUCUGCAUCCCCGCGGACAUGGUGUCCAUCAACGCUGCCAAAGAAGGUCAGGCACUGGCAAGUGAUGUGGACUAUCGCCAUUACCUGCACCACUGGUCUUGCUUUCCCGACCAGAAUGAUGUGAUCCAAGCCAGGAAAGCCUACGACCUACAGAGCGACGCCCUCUACAAGGCUGACUUGGAGUGGUUGCGUGGCAUUGGCUGGAUGCCCCAAGGGUCUCCUGAAGUGUUGAGAGUCAAAAACGCCCAGAAUAUCUUUUGUGACAGUGUCUAUCGGACGCCUGUGGUGAACCUUAAGCACACAAGCAUUGUUGACACACCUGAAGUGGUCCUUGCUAAAUCAAAUGCUGAAAAUAUUAGUAUUCCAAAGUACAGAGAGGUUUGGGACAAGGAUAAAACUUCAAUACACAUAAUGCCAGAUACUCCAGAAAUUAAUCUCGCUAGAGCAAAUGCUCUUAAUGUGAGCAAUAAACUUUACCGUGAGGGCUGGGAUGAAAUGAAGGCAGGCUGUGAUGUCCGGCUGGAUGCCAUCCCCAUCCAGGCUGCCAAGGCCUCCAGGGAGAUUGCCAGUGACUAUAAAUAUAAGCUUGACCAUGAGAAGCAGAAGGGACACUACGUGGGCACCCUCACAGCCAGGGAUGACAACAAGAUCCGCUGGGCCCUCAUAGCUGACAAGCUCCAGAAUGAACGAGAGUACAGGCUGGACUGGGCCAAAUGGAAGGCCAAGAUCCAGAGCCCUGUGGACAUGCUUUCCAUCCUGCACUCUAAAAAUUCCCAGGCUCUGGUCAGUGACAUGGAUUACCGCAAUUACCUGCACCAGUGGACCUGCAUGCCCGACCAGAACGAUGUGAUUCAGGCCAAGAAGGCCUACGAACUGCAGAGCGAUAAUGUUUACAAGGCUGACUUGGAAUGGUUGCGUGGAAUUGGGUGGAUGCCAAAUGACUCCGUGUCUGUCAAUCAUGCCAAACAUGCCGCGGACAUCUUCAGUGAGAAAAAAUAUCGCACAAAAAUAGAAACUCUCAACUUUACGCCUGUGGAUGACAGAGUUGAUUAUGUGACAGCGAAACAAAGUGGCGAGAUCCUCGAUGAUAUUAAAUACCGGAAAGACUGGAAUGCCACCAAAUCAAAGUACACCCUCACAGAAACCCCCCUGCUGCACACUGCCCAGGAGGCUGCUAGGAUACUGGACCAGUAUCUCUACAAGGAAGGCUGGGAGAGACAAAAAGCCACAGGUUACAUUUUGCCUCCAGAUGCUGUGCCAUUUGUUCAUGCCCAUCACUGCAAUGACGUUCAGAGUGAGCUGAAAUACAAAGCUGAACAUGUGAAGCAAAAAGGUCAUUAUGUUGGUGUCCCGACGAUGAGAGAUGAUCCUAAGCUGGUUUGGUUUGAGCAUGCAGGCCAGAUUCAGAAUGAGAGACUAUACAAAGAGGACUAUCACAAAACAAAGGCCAAAAUCAAUAUACCUGCUGAUAUGGUGUCAGUCUUGGCCGCCAAGCAGGGGCAGACCCUUGUCAGUGAUAUUGAUUAUCGUAAUUACUUGCACCAAUGGAUGUGUCAUCCUGACCAGAACGAUGUUAUUCAGGCAAGAAAGGCCUAUGACCUACAGAGUGAUAAUGUCUACAGAGCUGACCUGGAGUGGCUCCGAGGCAUUGGCUGGAUCCCACUGGAUUCUGUGGACCAUGUAAGGGUUACUAAGAACCAGGAAAUGAUGAGUCAGAUCAAAUAUAAGAAAAAUGCCCUUGAAAACUAUCCUAACUUUACAAGUGUGGUGGAUCCUCCAGAGAUUGUUUUAGCCAAGAUUAAUUCUGUCAAUCAAAGUGAUGUAAAAUAUAAAGAAACAUUUAAUAAAGCAAAGGGCAAAUAUACAUUUUCACCAGAUACACCACAUAUCUCCCACUCCAAAGACAUGGGAAAACUCUACAGUACUAUACUGUAUAAAGGGGCGUGGGAGGGCACCAAGGCCUAUGGCUACACCCUGGAUGAGCGCUACAUUCCCAUUGUUGGAGCCAAGCAUGCUGAUCUGGUGAACAGUGAGCUUAAAUACAAAGAGACAUAUGAGAAGCAGAAAGGUCACUACCUGGCUGGAAAAGUGAUCGGUGAAUUCCCUGGUGUGGUUCACUGUCUGGAUUUCCAAAAGAUGAGGAGUGCGUUGAACUACAGAAAACAUUAUGAGGAUACCAAAGCAAAUGUUCAUAUCCCCAAUGACAUGAUGAAUCACGUGCUGGCUAAAAGGUGCCAGUACAUCCUCAGUGACCUGGAGUAUCGACACUAUUUCCACCAGUGGACGUCUCUUCUGGAAGAACCCAAUGUUAUACGUGUCCGAAACGCCCAGGAGAUCUUGAGUGAUAAUGUGUAUAAAGAUGACCUGAAUUGGUUGAAAGGCAUUGGUUGCUACGUUUGGGAUACACCCCAAAUCCUCCAUGCCAAGAAAUCAUACGACCUUCAGAGUCAGCUACAAUAUACAGCAGCAGGUAAAGAAAAUCUACAAAACUAUAAUCUGGUCACAGACACGCCCCUCUAUGUGACUGCUGUUCAGAGUGGCAUUAAUGCCAGUGAGGUGAAAUAUAAAGAAAAUUAUCAUCAGAUUAAGGACAAAUACACAACAGUUCUAGAAACAGUGGAUUAUGACAGAACCAGAAACCUGAAGAAUCUUUACAGCAGUAACCUGUACAAGGAGGCCUGGGAUAGAGUGAAAGCCACCAGCUACAUCCUGCCUUCCAGCACCUUGUCCCUGACACACGCCAAGAACCAGAAGCAUCUGGCCAGCCAUAUCAAAUAUCGGGAAGAAUAUGAAAAGUUCAAAGCUCUUUAUACAUUACCAAGAAGUGUUGACGAUGAUCCGAACACAGCACGGUGCCUCCGAGUUGGCAAGCUUAACAUCGAUCGCCUGUACAGAUCAGUUUAUGAAAAGAACAAGAUGAAAAUCCACAUCGUGCCCGACAUGGUAGAGAUGGUUACUGCCAAGGAUUCUCAGAAGAAAGUCAGUGAGAUUGAUUACCGCCUGCGCCUCCACGAAUGGAUUUGCCACCCCGACUUGCAAGUCAAUGAUCACGUCAGGAAAGUCACAGAUCAGAUCAGCGAUAUUGUAUACAAGGAUGACCUCAACUGGCUGAAAGGCAUUGGUUGCUACAUCUGGGACACUCCUGAAAUCCUCCAUGCCAAGCAUGCUUAUGAUCUACGUGAUGAUAUCAAGUAUAAAGCUCACAUGUUGAAAACAAGGAAUGACUACAAGCUUGUCACAGAUACACCAGUCUACGUGCAGGCUGUCAAAAGUGGGAAACAGCUAAGUGACGCUGUCUACCACUAUGACUAUGUGCACAGUGUCAGAGGCAAAGUGGCUCCAACUACCAAAACCGUGGAUCUGGACCGGGCCCUUCAUGCAUACAAGCUCCAGAGUUCGAAUCUAUACAAAACCAGCCUGCGCACCCUGCCCACUGGAUAUAGACUUCCAGGUGACACUCCUCACUUCAAACACAUCAAGGACACCCGUUACAUGAGCAGUUAUUUCAAGUACAAAGAAGCCUAUGAACACACCAAGGCAUAUGGGUAUACACUUGGCCCCAAAGAUGUUCCAUUUGUCCACGUCCGGAGAGUCAACAAUGUUACCAGCGAGAGACUGUAUCGGGAAUUGUACCACAAACUGAAAGACAAGAUCCAUACAACUCCCGAUACCCCUGAGAUCCGCCAAGUCAAGAAGACACAAGAGGCUGUCAGUGAGUUGAUCUACAAAUCAGACUUCUUCAAGAUGCAGGGCCACAUGAUCUCUCUGCCAUACACACCCCAAGUGAUCCAUUGCCGCUAUGUGGGAGACAUCACCAGUGAUAUUAAAUACAAAGAGGACUUGCAGGUCCUGAAGGGAUUUGGCUGCUUCCUGUAUGACACUCCUGACAUGGUCCGCUCCCGGCACCUGCGGAAGCUCUGGUCUAAUUACCUAUACACUGAUAAGGCAAGGAAGAUGCGAGACAAAUACAGAGUGGUGCUUGACACUCCAGAAUACAGAAAAGUGCAAGAACUGAAGACACAUCUGAGUGAGCUGGUCUACAGAGCUGCAGGCAAGAAGCAGAAGUCAGUCUUUACUUCAGUUCCUGAUACUCCUGAUCUUUUAAGAGCCAAGCGAGGGCAGAAGCUUCAGAGUCAGUAUCUGUAUGUUGAACUUGCCACCAAAGAGAGACCCCAUCAUCACGCUGGAAACCAGACCACAGCCUUGAAGCAUGCUAAAGACGUGAAGGACAUGGUCAGCGAGAAAAAGUACAAGAUUCAAUAUGAAAAGAUGAAAGACAAGUACACUCCGGUUCCAGAUACGCCAAUCCUCAUCAGAGCCAAGAGGGCUUACUGGAAUGCCAGUGAUCUACGCUACAAAGAAACAUUUCAAAAGACCAAAGGGAAAUACCACACGGUGAAAGAUGCCCUAGACAUUGUCUAUCAUCGCAAAGUCACAGAUGACAUCAGUAAAAUAAAAUACAAGGAGAACUACAUGAGCCAGUUGGGUAUCUGGAGGUCCAUUCCUGAUCGUCCAGAGCAUUUCCACCACCGAGCAGUCACUGACGCAGUCAGUGAUGUAAAAUAUAAAGAAGACUUGACUUGGCUUAAAGGCAUUGGUUGCUAUGCCUAUGAUACCCCUGAUUUCACUCUGGCUGAAAAGAACAAGACUCUCUACAGCAAGUAUAAGUAUAAAGAAGUAUUUGAAAGGACAAAGUCAGAUUUCAAGUAUGUUGCCGACUCUCCGAUCAAUAGGCAUUUCAAGUAUGCAACUCAAUUGAUGAAUGAGAAAAAAUACAGAGCUGAUUAUGAGCAGCGGAAAGAUAAAUACCACCUGGUAGUCGAUGAGCCUAGACAUCUGCUGGCUAAGACCGCAGGCGACCAGAUCAGUCAGAGAAAAUAUAAAUCUAGUGCCAAGAUGUUUCUGCAACAUGGAUGUAAUGAAAUUCUGCGUCCAGAUAUGUUGACUGCUCUCUACAAUUCACAUAUGUGGAGCCAGAUCAAAUACAGGAAAAACUAUGAAAAAUCAAAGGACAAAUUUACCUCAAUUGUGGAUACUCCAGAACACCUGCGUACUACAAAAGUCAACAAACAAAUCAGCGAUAUCCUUUAUAAAUUGGAAUACAACAAGGCCAAACCCAGAGGCUACACCACAAUCCACGACACGCCCAUGUUGCUGCAUGUCCGCAAGGUUAAAGAUGAAGUCAGUGAUCUGAAAUACAAAGAAGUAUACCAAAGAAAUAAAUCCAACUGCACCAUUGAGCCAGAUGCUGUUCAUAUCAAAGCAGCCAAGGACGCCUACAAAGUCAACACCAAUCUGGACUAUAAGAAACAGUACGAAGCCAACAAAGCCCACUGGAAGUGGACUCCUGACCGACCGGACUUCCUCCAGGCUGCCAAGUCAUCCCUGCAGCAAAGCGAUUUUGAAUAUAAGCUGGACCGGGAGUUCCUCAAGGGUUGCAAGCUUUCUGUCACUGAUGACAAAAACACGGUGCUCGCCCUCAGGAAUACUUUAAUAGAAAGUGAUCUGAAAUACAAAGAGAAACAUGUCAAGGAAAGAGGAACCUGCCAUGCCGUACCUGACACGCCUCAGAUCCUGCUGGCGAAGACUGUCAGCAACCUGGUGUCUGAGAACAAGUACAAGGACCAUGUCAAGAAGCACUUGGCACAGGGCUCAUACACAACACUACCAGAGACCCGGGACACUGUUCACGUCAAGGAAGUGACCAAGCAUGUCAGUGAUACAAAUUACAAAAAGAAGUUUGUCAAGGAGAAAGGAAAAUCCAACUACUCCAUCAUGCUGGAGCCACCAGAGGUGAAACAUGCUAUGGAAGUGGCCAAGAAGCAAAGUGAUGUUGCUUACAGAAAAGAUGCCAAAGAGAACCUGCAUUACACCACAGUGGCUGAUCGACCAGACAUCAAGAAGGCCACACAGGCAGCCAAACAGGCCAGUGAGGUGGAGUACAGAGCCAAGCACCGCAAGGAAGGCAGCCACGGCUUAAGCAUGCUCGGCCGCCCAGACAUAGAAAUGGCCAAGAAGGCAGCCAAGCUGAGCAGCCAGGUUAAAUACCGAGAAAAUUUCGAUAAAGAAAAGGGCAAGACACCAAAAUACAAUCCAAAAGACAGCCAGCUCUACAAAGUCAUGAAAGAUGCUAAUAAUCUUGCAAGUGAGGUUAAAUACAAGGCUGACCUGAAGAAACUUCACAAACCCGUGACUGACAUGAAGGAGUCUCUGAUCAUGAAUCAUGUCCUGAAUACAAGCCAACUUGCCAGUUCUUACCAGUACAAGAAGAAGUAUGAGAAGAGUAAAGGCCACUACCACACCAUACCCGAUAAUCUGGAGCAGCUUCACCUAAAAGAGGCCACAGAAUUACAGAGUAUAGUGAAAUACAAAGAAAAGUAUGAAAAGGAACGAGGAAAACCCAUGCUGGACUUUGAAACACCAACAUACAUCACUGCCAAAGAGUCUCAGCAGAUGCAGAGUGGGAAAGAAUAUAGGAAAGAUUAUGAAGAGUCCAUUAAAGGCAGAAACCUGACUGGCCUGGAGGUCACGCCAGCUUUGUUACAUGUCAAAUAUGCAACUAAAAUAGCAAGCGAGAAAGAGUACAGGAAAGAUCUAGAGGAAAGCAUCCGUGGGAAGGGCCUCACUGAAAUGGAAGAUACACCUGACAUGCUAAGAGCAAAGAAUGCCACUCAAAUCCUCAAUGAGAAAGAAUAUAAGCGAGACCUGGAACUGGAAGUCAAAGGAAGAGGCCUGAAUGCCAUGGCCAAUGAAACUCCGGAUUUUAUGAGGGCCAGGAAUGCUACUGAUAUUGCCAGUCAGAUUAAGUAUAAGCAAUCAGCAGAAAUGGAGAAAGCCAAUUUCACUUCUGUGGUUGAUACUCCAGAGAUCAUUCAUGCCCAACAAGUCAAGAAUCUUUCAAGCCAGAAAAAGUACAAGGAAGAUGCUGAGAAGUCCAUGUCGUAUUAUGAGACUGUUUUGGACACCCCAGAGAUACAGAGAGUCCGGGAGAACCAAAAGAACUUCAGCCUUCUCCAAUACCAGUGUGACCUUAAAAACAGUAAAGGAAAAAUUACAGUUGUUCAAGACACGCCAGAAAUACUGCGUGUAAAAGAAAAUCAGAAGAAUUUCAGCUCGGUUUUAUAUAAAGAGGAUGUCUCACCAGGAACGGCUAUCGGAAAGACACCUGAGAUGAUGAGAGUGAAACAAACACAGGACCACAUUAGCUCGGUGAAGUAUAAGGAAGCAAUAGGACAAGGAACUCCAAUCCCUGACCUGCCUGAAGUGAAACGUGUGAAGGAGACGCAGAAGCACAUUAGCUCGGUCAUGUACAAAGAAAACUUGGGAACAGGCAUUCCAACCACUGUGACUCCAGAGAUUGAGAGAGUCAAACGCAAUCAAGAGAACUUUAGCUCGGUUUUGUACAAAGAAAAUUUGGGGAAAGGAAUCCCAACACCUAUCACUCCAGAGAUGGAGAGAGUCAAACGCAAUCAAGAGAACUUUAGCUCGAUAUUGUACAAAGAGAACUUGAGCAAGGGGACUCCCCUACCUGUCACUCCUGAGAUGGAGCGAGUCAAACUCAAUCAAGAAAACUUUAGCUCGGUGUUGUAUAAAGAAAACGUUGGAAAAGGGAUUCCAAUCCCCAUCACUCCAGAGAUGGAGAGAGUCAAACACAAUCAAGAAAACUUUAGUUCGGUGCUAUACAAAGAAAACCUGGGGACAGGAAUUCCAAUCCCCAUCACUCCUGAGAUGCAGAGAGUCAAACACAAUCAAGAAAACCUUAGCUCGGUGUUAUACAAAGAAAACAUGGGCAAGGGAACCCCUUUACCUGUCACUCCUGAGAUGGAAAGAGUCAAACACAAUCAAGAAAAUAUUAGCUCGGUGUUAUACAAAGAAAACAUGGGCAAAGGAACCCCUCUACCUGUCACUCCUGAGAUGGAGAGAGUCAAACACAAUCAAGAAAAUAUUAGCUCGGUGUUAUAUAAAGAAAACAUGGGCAAGGGAACUCCUUUACCUGUCACUCCCGAGAUGGAGAGAGUCAAACACAAUCAAGAAAAUAUUAGCUCGGUUUUGUACAAAGAAAAUGUGGGGAAAGCCACCCCAACCCCUGUCACUCCUGAGAUGCAGAGAGUCAAACGCAAUCAAGAAAACAUUAGCUCGGUGUUAUACAAAGAGAACCUGGGGAAAGCAACCCCCACACCCUUUACUCCUGAGAUGGAAAGAGUGAAACGCAAUCAAGAAAACUUUAGCUCGGUAUUGUACAAAGAGAACAUGAGAAAAGCAACUCCGACACCUGUUACUCCAGAGAUGGAGAGAGCUAAGCGCAACCAAGAAAACAUUAGCUCGGUUCUUUAUUCUGAUAGUUUCCGGAAACAAAUACAAGGCAAAGCUGCCUAUGUAUUGGAUACCCCCGAGAUGAGACGGGUGAGGGAGACCCAACGGCACAUCUCAACGGUGAAAUAUCAUGAAGACUUUGAGAAACACAAGGGUUGCUUCACACCAGUGGUGACAGAUCCUAUCACUGAACGAGUAAAGAAGAACAUGCAGGACUUCAGUGACAUUAACUACCGAGGUAUUCAGAGGAAAGUGGUAGAAAUGGAACAAAAACGGAAUGACCAAGAUCAGGAGACUAUUACAGGUUUACGUGUCUGGCGUACUAAUCCUGGUUCGGUUUUUGACUAUGAUCCAGCAGAAGACAACAUCCAGUCCCGAAGCUUACACAUGAUUAAUGUCCAAGCUCAGCGCCGGAGCCGGGAGCAGUCACGAUCUGCCAGUGCACUGAGCAUCAGUGGGGGUGAGGAGAAGUCUGAGCAUUCAGAAGCACCAGACCACCACCUUUCGACUUACAGCGACGGGGGUGUCUUUGCAGUCUCAACAGCUUACAAACAUGCAAAAACCACAGAGCUCCCACAACAACGAUCAUCUUCAGUUGCUACCCAACAGACAACGGUAUCUUCCAUCCCAUCUCAUCCAUCUACUGCUGGAAAAAUCUUCCGUGCCAUGUAUGACUAUAUGGCGGCUGAUGCAGAUGAGGUGUCCUUCAAGGAUGGAGAUGCCAUCAUAAAUGUUCAAGCAAUUGAUGAAGGCUGGAUGUAUGGCACUGUGCAGAGGACUGGCAGGACCGGAAUGCUCCCAGCCAACUACGUUGAAGCUAUUUAGGCAUUUCAAAGCAUCACACUUGUCUGCAGGACUUACAGAUCCUGCAGUCAAUGUUUCAGUUUAGACUCUCCACUGUUACCUAAGUUCUCAAGCUGCCUAUGGUUUUUCUGUGUCAAUGUGAUUUAUGGUAGUACCAUCCUUUCUCCUUUGAGUUUUAAAAUAAGUUGCAGAACAGACACUUUAAAAGCUUCUGCAAUAUUAUUUCUGUGCCUAGAGUCUUUCUCCAUUAUAAACAUGUUUUAACAUUAUUUCUUUUCUAAAACAGGGAUUUUGAACAUGCCAAACACAUUAAAGGAAAAAUAGCAGAGAUGUUCACCUUUUCCUUGCUGAUUGCUAAUGCUUAUUAUUUCUAAUUCAGUUCUGAAAUUAUAAACUUAUAAUCAAUACAAACCAGCAACUAAUAAAACCUCUAAUU